This is a messenger RNA of Thalassophryne amazonica, 8416 nucleotides long. RefSeq names its product hypermethylated in cancer 2 (gene hic2). Gene Ontology annotation, molecular function: RNA polymerase II cis-regulatory region sequence-specific DNA binding; DNA-binding transcription factor activity, RNA polymerase II-specific; protein binding. NCBI's taxonomy places the organism in Eukaryota, Metazoa, Chordata, Actinopteri, Batrachoidiformes, Batrachoididae. Gene Ontology annotation, cellular component: nucleus. Gene Ontology annotation, biological process: regulation of transcription by RNA polymerase II. The record is from RefSeq and is a predicted model, not a curated record. The transcript is spliced from 2 exons. The coding region runs from base 310 to 2103 and encodes 597 amino acids.
GGGGGUUCCUCCUGUGCACAGAAACCCUCCCACAGCGUGAUGUUUUCUCUGCCGCACUCUGGGCUGGUUUCUAUUCAAAUGUGGGUCAGGGGUGAGGAAGCCUAACGUCCACCGUGUUGGUUUGCAAACCGCCAAUAAACUCGACAGGAGGAGAAGAAGAAGAAGAAGAAGAAGAAGAAGAAGACGACGAAGAAGAAGCCUAACGUCAUAAGCUUUCAACAUGGCGUCCCGAAGGCUGUGAGAUGAGCAGGAGGAUGGCAGCGAACGCUUGAGAACGGUCCUACCGAUGCAUUAAGGUUCAGGCGUUACAUGUGUAGGAAGAGAGAGAAGUUACGAAGGAAGGUGGAAAUGGAACUGCCAAAUCAUGCCAAACAACUGCUGUUGCAACUCAACCAGCAGAGAGCCAAGGGCUUCCUGUGUGAUGUCAUCAUUGUGGUGGAAAAUGCACUCUUCCGUGCUCACAAGAAUAUCCUGGCAGCUAGCAGCAUUUACUUCAAGUCUUUAGUCCUCCAUGAUAACCUUAUUAACCUCGACACAGAGAUGGUUAACCCCUCUGUAUUCAGACAAAUACUGGACUUCAUCUAUACUGGGAAGCUCCUGUCUUCAUCAGACCAGAGCAGUGAUCAGAACUUCAGUGCCCUCUUAACUGCAGCUAGCUACCUCCAGCUUCAUGACCUUGCUGCUCUGUGCAGAAAGAAGCUCAAGCGCAGUGGUAGUAAACCCCUGCCUCGUAAACCCUCCACUCCAGGUCCCCUCAGCCGCCUACGCCUCAACAACCAGCGCCUUUCUUCUUCUACACCUGCUGUCCCCAACAACCACUAUCCUCCUACCCCUUCUGAUGCUGACCAGCCACAGCCAGAUGAAGGCCUUCGGGACAAACUUUCAGAUGACGAGAUGUUUGUUGGAACCUCUGCAAAGCCUGGGAAUGGGGGCAAUGGCAGCAGCAAUGGAAACCUUAGCAGUGGUGGAAGUGCUGGGGAGCCAGAUUUUGGACUAGAUCUGUCCAAGAAGAGCCCUCCCUCGGCAGGCACUGCCACUGAAGCCCUCAGCCCACACAGCAACUCUCAAGAGUCCCCUCAGUCUGCCUCAGUAUCCACAACCAACAGUGCCUCACUGGAUGACUCCUGCACCACCUUACCAGGUGUAGACACCUGUGUCUCAGAGCCCAUGGAGAUCAACCCCUCCUCCAAAGCCACUGAAGAAACUCAGAACCAGCAUGAUGGCCCUCCACCCCAGAAGAAAACCCGUCAAGGUUCUCGCAAGAAUGAAUGGCCUAAGAGAGAAACAUCAGGGUUGAAGUCUGAAGAUCAUGACCGUCCCCUAGUUAAUGGUGUGAUAGUAGGUCCAAAAGAAAGCCGCUCAUCUAGUGGUGGGGUCAACAAAUUUGCCUCUGAGCAGUCUUUACAAUGUAAAGAAGAGGAUGAAGGAGGAGAGAAUGGCCAGGACCACAGUGAAGAGAGUGGCCAAAGUGAUGGAGAGAAUGGAGGAGGUAGAGGGGGCACAAGAGGGGGACGUCAAAAUACCAAUUAUGUGUAUCGCCAGGAAGGUUUUGAGCCUGCAUUUGGGGACAACCUCUAUGUGUGCAUUCCCUGUGGUAAGGGCUUCCCCAGCUCUGAGCAGCUCAACGCUCAUGUGGAGACUCACACUGAGGAUGAGCUCUACAUCAAAGAGGAGGGCAGCAACUUUGUCAAAGAAGAAGAUGAGGAGGAGGCAGAGGAUCUAUCAACUCCAGUGGGUCCCUCCAGCUUUGGGUCUGAAAUGCGCCCAUAUAAGUGUACAGUCUGCAGUAAGAGUUACAAAGACCCUGCAACCCUAAGACAACAUGAAAAGAGCCACUGGUUGACCAGGCCCUUUCCCUGCAACAUCUGUGGCAAAAUGUUCACCCAGAGGGGCACCAUGACACGUCACAUGCGCAGCCACCUUGGCCUCAAGCCGUUUGCAUGUGAAGAGUGCGGCAUGCGUUUCACACGUCAGUACCGCCUGACGGAGCAUAUGCGUGUCCACUCUGGGGAGAAACCGUAUGAAUGCCAACUAUGUGGCGGGAAGUUCACCCAGCAGCGCAACCUCAUCAGUCACCUGAGAAUGCACACCUCACCCUCUUAGAAAUGCAUCAAGCCAAAGAACUCUGGGAAAAGAAAUACAUCCCCCCCCACCCAAAUUUCUCUACCUUUUUCCAUCUCAAAAGCAAAGAAUCGCACAUGUACACAUUGACAAGCAGACAAAUGGUUCCAUGUGCAUUCCAGUUCAUGGCGCCUAGGCUAAAUGAAUGAUGUAGCCGUUAGCCGUAGCUGGUGCUUUGUAACGGUUGGACCUUGCUGAUGAAAGGAUUGGUUUUAUUUAUAUCAGAUGAUGUCUGCUCACCUCUCAGGAGUUCUAGAGGGACAUUUUACUCCGCUGUCUCUCUCCAAAGUCACAAAGCCAUGGUGGAGCGACAUGAGUACUGGUCAAUGUCUGUAAAAUGUGAAUGUGAGUACUGAUGUAAUGUCAGACCCUCUCACCUCAUACUCUUCAGUUGCCUUCCUCUCUACUACUUUUUGAGCAUUUGAUUGUUUUCCAAACAUAUACGUUAAGAAUCCCCUUUGUAGUCCAGUGCUAUAUUGACCAAAAACCAAUGCAAACGAUACUGGCAAUAAAUCCGCUAAAGAUUAUUUUUACCCAUACAGCUUUAUGUCCUUUAGAAUAUUGACGAUGGGGAUCUUGACGUAUGAGGAAAGGUAACUGGGGUUUGGAACCAUUUUCUCACUUUAUCUGCAAGUCCCGAAAGAAGGUUCCAGGUGGGAUGACUUUGGAUCAAAUUUGACUUAUUACAAACAACAAAUACUUAGAGCUCUCUUUACAGCUGGGUACAGUAGUACCAAGAGGAUAUUUGUUGGUUUUGCCUGCUAUUGUUGCCAGGGUUGAAUCCUGCUUCAAAAAAUGAACGCUUUGAGGUACCUAAUUGUUUUACUUAAGAAAAAACUUUUACUGUUUCUGUGAAUGUUUUAAACUGGAAGGUCUAGGAUUGUUUCUUGUGUAGGAGAGGGGUUUUGGAUUGUAUUGGGUGGUAUUUUUCUUGGCUAAGGAGAGGAUGAUUUAUACUGAACACGCGUUCAGUUGGGUACGUUUUUUUUUUUUGUCUGUGUAGCGUUCCUCCCCUCAGAAAAAAAAGUCUGUUUAUAUAGGCUUAUGACCUAGCUACCUCUGAUUACUCUUACAAACUCUUAUGUUGAUUAGUUGAAAGUUUGUAUGUAAUUAAUUGUAAAAACAAAAUGUGUAGAUGACGGUAACUUUUCACCAAAUGCUUUAACCUGCCCAUCUCUCAACACAGGUUUUUUUUUUUUAAUGCCCAUAGAUGUUACACUUUUACCAUUGUUAGCCAUUUUAUUUUUUAACUUGUCACGUAUAGCUUUUUCGGGUGUGCUGCUCAACGCGCCCCCACCUCAAAAUGUACUGUAGCAUCCUGCCUGGAGUAAAUAGCUGUUAGUCUAGAUGUAUAGUGUUCCAAAGAUCUUUUGAAUGUUGAGAACAAAGCUAACUAACAAACAUUGCUAGACAAGUUCAUAACCAAAGUUUUAAAAAGAUGUACUUAAGAAGAUAUAUAGCAUACUAAAUUAUUUCAGUUUUUCAAUCUUGUUUCUUUGUUUUUUUCCUGUAUAAAAAACAAUUUAUUAAGAAUUAUAUUUUAAGUCCAGACAAAGAAAUCCACUGUUUUGAUGGCAUUUUGGCCAAUGACCGAAGCAGCUUUUUGUGGUUUGCAAGGAAAGCUUGUGCUGAUUGGUGGGCUGGUAUAAUGUAAACUUUAACCAACAAAGAUACAUGGGUAAGGAUGAAAGAUUGUUCCCCUGGCCAUGUUUUUUUUUUUUUUUUUUUUUUUUUUUUUGUAAGUUCCUGUUUGUAUCCAGAGUCUUUAUCACUUUAUGUUCUCUUACUUUAAAAAAAAAAGGACUUGAUUACAUUGUUUUGUUCAGACCAAAAAAAAGAAAAGAAAAAAAGCUAACCGAAAAAGAUAGGAAUUAUAAUCAGAGUUUUAAUGUGAAGUUGAGUGUUAAGUUUGUGUUUUUUUUUUUUUUUUUUUUUUUUUUGAGCCAGACUUGUGAAAACGUAAUAACGGAGAAGUAGAGGUGCACUGGACAGCUGGAGAACGUGAUGUGUUAUGCAGCAUCUUUGUCUUUCUUUUGAGAUUGCUUUCCAUCAUACCACAAAACAGCAUUAAGUUAUUUCAAAGCUUAAAGAAUUACCUCAUCAGAAGUUGGGACUGUUCCCGCUGCAGUUUAAUUGAAGCUUGUCCAAUGUAUGGUCUCUUAAGUUACACUGUGGAACACGAACGUUCACUACAAGUUUUCUAUAUCGGCAUUCCUCUGUACUGUCUUCAUUUGAUUUUUAUUCCUCAUGUCACUGCGUGUGAAAUAUUUGUUCAGAUAUGGAUGCCGCUACUGUUACAAUAUGGUUUUAUAAGGUACCUGCGUCCUGGGCUCCCACACCUGUCACUUGGUUUUUGGUGAAUGUUGUCUUGCCAUUCUAGACAGUUUCUGUUUCGUGGUUGCAUGGUACAUCUAUGAAUUGUUCACACUCCCCCACCACAUGUCAAAUGUGUUAUUUAUCGCCUGAUGUAUUGUUGCUUGUGAACUCUUCUUGCUCGCAGAGGGAGUCCACAGUACUUUGCCUUCAAACAUUAUUGAACUUGUCAGUACUUGGUUGCAGUACAGCAGAAUGUCUGUCAGGCAGUUUUUAUUAUUAUUAUUUUUUUUAUUUUUUUUUGGUACAACAAGACUUCUAGCCAUCACUGCAAAUGUUUUGCAGCCACAUUUGAGUGCUUGCUUGACAUAAAGAAGAAAAUGUACGAACUCCAAACUGUGACCACACUACUAUUACUACUAGUACUACUACUACUAUUCAGAUACUUCAGGGAUAGCUCUGCAUCUGCGAAUGCAGACUCUCAGCUACAUUUGUAAGACAUAGUAUUGUAUCAGCUUUUUUUGUUGUUUCUUUGUACUAUAAUCACAGGAGAAGCAGAACACUAGUUUCAUAUUUAAACAGGGUGGGUGGGUGUCGGGGUGGGCGGGCAAUUUUACAACUAACACAAAGAGCCUUGACAAAGGCGAGGCAGCUCGAAACACGUCAACAUUUUAGUUCAUAAAAACAGUAUGUUCACAAAUUGUUGCAAAGUUGUACAAAGAACUAAGUAGAUUAAAAAAAAAGGAAAAAAAAAAAAAAGCUCAUACCCAAAUCCACAAACUAUUUUUUAAACCAAAGCACAUUUGAAUGAUUAUAGAACCAUAUGUGGCUCUCAAAAAAAAAGGAAAGGAAAUAAUAAACAUGUAUUUAUCUCAUUGUUUACAUAAACUUUUUACAGACCUCAGUCAAGGCUCGGCCAGGCAGAGAGGCGUUUUAUUUUUUUAAAAUGCUUUUCCACAGAGGUUUGCUGCCAAAACAAAGGAGCUGUGUCAAACACGCGGCGUUCUGCUGCAUAUUCAAUUAGGAGGAGGGGUAUGCGCUUUUUGGGGUCCCCCCCUCCUCUGCCAGCUGGCUUUGGGGUGACCCUUCGCCCCGGUCUCCCUGCCCUCUGGCCCGUCUUCAGAUGAGACUGCAGUGAUGGGGGUCGGGCAGCGUGUCUCUGACAUAUUAAUCAAGAGGUAUUGUUCGCCGGUGUCUUCAGCUCAGUGUUGUCUGUGUUUACCCAAAAUGCACUUGAGGACUGCCCGUGUUGUUGGGGUCUCUUAAUACGUAUGAGUGGAUGGACAGUGCUUGAGUGGUACUUGGGGAAAUCUGGAGAAUGUAGCUUUUAACUGCAUGCAGACAGGUUUAUCUUGUAGUCUUAACUGUAAAUGUUUUUUCUGCAUUUCUGAUUUUAAGAUUUUCAUUAUUAUUUUGCUUCCCCACCGCCUGUUCUCUGUGGUUAAAAGCGACAUCUUUGGCUGGCCGGGCCUCAUUUAAAGUUGGUGCAAACACUUGACAGUGUUUUUUUUUUUUUGUUUUUGUUUUUUUUUAAAUAUCAAAUGUCUAUUGUCGGUGAUGAAUGUAUUUAUUUCUGGUCCUGUCCUCACCUCUGCAGAGACUUCGCUCAGUGUGUGAGACUGAGGUGGUGGCAGGACCCACUCUGUUUUUGUUUUUUGGUAAUUUUUCAUUUGGAAAAUUUCAAGCUGAAAAUCAAGACAUAAAACAUAGCCAUUAAAGGGGAAAUUUGACAUUGUUUAAUCUGGGCUCUGUUUUUAGGUGUGAUGUUCAUCAUCUUACUUUGGAGAAAAAUAAAUUUAAAUUGAAUCAGGCUUAAUUUAGAACAGAAACACCGUCAUGAGCUAACCGGCUAUAUAAUGUAAUGGAACCAGGCUAGCUAUAAACAUUUUCUGGGAACUACUACUUGUCAGCACUGAAAAGGUAAAAAUGUUAUCACAAGUGUUUGGUAGGAUUCCAAUAGAGGCAAAUGUGUGCAUGUUUACCUCCCUAAAUGCUUAAAUGGAAAAACAAAAAACCACAAACCUCUCUUGACUGAUUUAUACAAUUAGCUGCUUAGCUUAGCUUCCUAGCCUUAUAGCAGUGCUGCUGCCUGCUGAGGCAUCAUUAUAUAAGUUGGUUACCUUUGAGGAGUGAAAAGUCGACCCUAACAACUUCUAAAAAAAAGAGUGCAGGUUUAAAAAUGUCAAGCCUCCCCUUUAACCAUGGUCUGUUAAGCUGAUUUUUUUUUUUUUUUCUGUCUCUCUUUCCAUCACAGAGACUUUAGCAUCAGCUAAAGCUAGCAUUCUGCAAACUUAAUUUGUGUAAUUCACUGUGGCCAUUUGUGCCCAUGUGUCACUGAGUUCUCGCUAACUGACUGCACACCAAGAGAUGAUGAACUUUAAUUCUUCGUGUGCAUUUGCGGACACGUGGCAAGAUGCUGUGACUUGCCCGUGAAGAAUGGAGGCUACUGUAUUUUUCUAGCCGCUCUGCCUGGGUGUUGCCACGCUUCUGACACCUAAAAAAUACACCACAAACAAGCACAUAAUCAACAAUUUGAGCAUUCUUUUGUUUUUUGGUAUAUUUUGUCUUAAACCACUUUUCCAUCAUGAUUUCAUGUCAGUUUGCUGUAUGCUUGGAGGGUUUUAGAAAUGUGGCGUGAGAUAGCUUUACUAAGUGCACUUUGUAUGUUUUUAUUUUUUAAGCCUUUGGGAGAACCCGGGCACUCUUAUGUCGGUUACCAUUUAACGAGCUGUUUGUUUGUCUUCUUACCUCAUUGAUGUUUCUGCGUGUUUGUUGAGAUAUAUCAUUAUGCAGUGUUACUAAAGCUUUAAAAUGAAUAUACAAUGCAGAACCUGCUGCCGGGAGACUGUACUCAUCUUUUAAGUGUUAAAGCUUUCAUCGUUAUUUUUUUUUUUCCCCCCCCCUUGUUACACUUUCAACAUUGUAGUUACUGUGCCACACUCAUCUCCAGGUGUUUUCGUAUAGUAACGGGGCUGGUCUGUCUAGUUGUUACCUCGGCAGACUGAGUCAAAGCUCACUUUAAAAUGACCUCCUGCUGAAGCUUUACUGUCCCAGGCUUUAUCUCAGACACAUCUGAACCUGCGCUUUAGCCCUUCGACAUUCCCGAUAUCUUACUGCACAGGUACCCUUCAUUUAAUUUUAUAUGUAAUUUGUUGCUAGUCCAUUGAUACUGUGCAGAGUGGACUAAAAUGGAAAACGCAUUACCUCAAAAUGUUUGUGUUUACAGCAACAUGCUAUUUCGUCAUGACACCUCAGCAUUUCUAGUUUGUAACCGUCCACCUGUAACUGGAAUUUUUUUUUUUUUUUUUUGUAAGGUGUUUACUGGCUUUGAAAGGGCACACUUUCACAUUAGCGUGCACUAUGUUGAUAGAAAGACCCGAUUAGCUGCUAAAGAACAAGUACUCGAAUCGUUGAUUUGUGGAGCAUACUGCGGUGUGGGUGUAUUGACCUUACACUCUGCUCAUCUCGACACCCCCCCCCCCCACACACACACACACACACACACACCGAUCAGCCUCUUAAUAAUGUAUCAGUAUCUGCGGACUAAGAGUCUCUGGAAUGGACGUGCAGGGUCUCUGCUGGUGAAUAAUUGAGGGCCGUUUGCAGACUCACUCGACAUGCUAAAGGUGUAUGUGUACUCACAUCCACACAUGCAUACAUGCACACACACCACAUUCUGGACUUUAGAAGGAAAAACAAAAUACAUCCCUACAUUGGCAUUAGUUAGACGAGGUUUUUUUGACCCACUGUGGCAUUUGGCAGCACCCAGGCUGAGCUCUCUUUAUCUCCCCUCUUCAGAGAGCUUGUAUUCAGGUCAGAGCCACCUCUGUGCACAGCGAUGGGGCUCGCAAAACUCAAAAGUGUCAUAAAGUGUAAUACAGCUGACCUCAGCACUCACAACCUUGCAGUCUUAAUGUACAGCAGUGAGGGAAAAUAAACUGUUAUUUUAUGAUCUUUUCAUUAAAAGCUUGAUUGAAAACCA